Molecule: messenger RNA, 1224 nt
Organism: Mesorhabditis belari
Lineage: Eukaryota; Metazoa; Nematoda; Chromadorea; Rhabditida; Rhabditidae
Source: the annotation of a GenBank genome assembly
AUGAUUGAUGGCGGAGCACUAGAGAACGGUUCGCUCACACUUGACAACGAUCCUGUAAGCCUCAAAGUCUACGAUCUCGAUCUCGAUCAAGAUACCAUCCCGUUGAGUGAGCAUCGUGGGACGGGCCGGGGGCGAGGAGCCCCUCAGCCCUUCCCUUUCUAUGGAUGGACGGUUAUCGGCGUACUUCUAACAAUUGGCUUUACCCAAGCUUCUAAAAGACCCCAUCAUCCACAUAUCGAGGAUCCAAAUUCGCGUUUCGCGUGCAUUGGCUCACUUCUGGCCGAUCAACCGGCGUGUCAAUGCCGUGAAGAUGACGGAGAGCUAUCAUGUAUUAAUGCUCAAUUCAUCGAAACGAGAGUUUUCCUCACCGUCAACAAUCAUUAUAAACACUUAUCGAAGAUCACAUUUCACGGGAACAACUUCCAAGAUCUUCCUCAAGGAUCCCUUUUUGGUGACGUCAUUCACUCAUCGCUCACCACGCUGAACAUUUCCGCCAAUUACAUUGUCAAUUUGCAUUCGGGAGCGUUGAAAGGUGUUCCCAACUUGCGAGUGCUCGACUUGAGCAACAACGAGAUCGUGCUGAAAGAGGAGAAUGUCGAUUUUCUCACGCACACACCGCAUCUUACGGAGCUCUACUUGAGGAGAGCUUUCACAGCCACUCUCAAUCGAACUCAACAAUUCGAUCUCAUGAUGAGAAUGUUCAAGCGAGCGAAUCUACAAAAGUUACUAAUCCUCGACCUUUCCUACAAUUUCCUCGACACGAUUCCCUCUCAAUUGCCUUGUCCAUUUCCAUCACUCCAAAAAUUGGAUCUCCGUCAGAAUUUCCUCGAGGAUCUCCCCGUGAAUGCGUCUUGCUUGAAAAAUAUGGGAUAUCUCGAUUUGAGCCGAAAUCAAUUCCACCAGCCAAGCAAGGCUCUCCGUCAGUUGCUCGGUCGUCUGCCGGAGAAUUCGGUGAAUUUUCGGAAUUCUUUUCAUUGUGAUUGCAAGAGUGCUGAAUACAUUCAAUGGAUUCGAUCAACUAGAGCGAUCCGCGAAAAAACGACGCUCAUCUGCGACAAAGCGAGCCCGAAAAGUCUCCAGGGACGACGACUCACCGAUGUGCCUAUCAAUGAACUCGACUGCUCUUUGCCACUUCUCAUCAACCCAAACUCAUCAUCUGCCCAUUUCGAUUUCACCGAAAAACUUGCCCUUUUCCUAUUUCUUUUUUUCUUCAGGGUAUUCAAU